AUGACUGUCGCAGACGUCAAUCAAGCAACAAGAGCCUUGCUGAAUUUGAACACCUAUUUUGAAGAUUCGCGUCACUGGAAGGAGGUCUGGACAAGCGACAUUGUCAAAGACACAUGGAGAGAGCUAUGGUUGGCUGACGACAUGCCCAAUGCACAACCGCCAUCGGAAUGGUUUCGUACUGAGCUUCCGACAUUAAGCCAUUUUGACACAGCCUUGGAGUUGUGGUACCGAUAUCUAUUUAUCUUCUCAAUCCCGAUCCCUGACAAGAUCCCUCAUGUUUUCCAGGCAUCGCACCACAGUGUUUCGGCAUCUUAUGGUAUUGUCUGCAAAUUGAAACGGAAUUGCACCUUGCAGAUUUGGGAUCACGCAAUAUCGUGGCGCGAGACAAACCUUUAUCUCUCUUCUGCUAUGUGCACAUUGCCACCGUUCAUACGAAAUUCUCUCCUGGGUUUGAUGAAGCUCACUUCAUGUCUCAUUCUCCACCACGCUGAUCAGAUCCUUCCUUGCGCAGAUUUCUUCAAUCCUGGUUGGGAAGUAGAGAUCGGCAGCUCGAAAGGGCAGCUCACUCACCGCAACGUCUUUCGUCGGAAGGUCGACCCCAUCGUCAACGGAAUCACUGACAUGCAGAAAUUUUCUCCGGUGACUGAGAUCAAGACAAAGAAGCCGACUGUGACGAUGCUGUCCCACGUUUGGUUUGCAAAAGAUAUCAAGACUGCUCUCCUUGCAGCAGACAUCAUCACAAAUGAGUGGGGUUUCAAAGAUUACCAGCUCGAUAUUUACGGCGCACUGAACAAAUCGCCAGUCUAUUCCUCAGAAUGUCAGGAGAUCCUCGCUUGCAAAGGUCUCGGACAACAGGUGGCAAUGCGAGGCACUGCUGAUCCGGCCAAGGUUCUUGCUGAUACGUGGUUGUUCCUCAACUCUUCCGUAUCAGAAGGUUUGCCUCUCGCUCUCGGCGAGGCUGCUUUGACUGGUGCCCCUGUCGUUUGUACUGACGUAGGCGCAUCGCUUCGUGUCCUCACAGACCCUGAUGAUGGGAAACGUUACAGCGAAGUUGUCGCACCGAAUGAUGCUUACGGUCUUGCGCGCGCCCAAAUCAAUCUUCUGGGCAUGUUGGAUGAGUGGGCUCAGUAUGCAGACGAUGCCCCCGGAGUUGCGGCACCUAUACUACCGCACAAGCCCACGCCCAAAGACGUCGAGAUCAUUACACGUCGCAUGUACGAAAAAUCUGAGUACCGCCGCAAAUUAGGAAUGAUGGCCCGAAACAUCGUGCAAAAGUCGUUUGGUGGCGACAGAUAUCUACGGGAACAUGAGCAGAUGCUGUGGAUCGGCAAAGCCUACUAUGAAAUGUUGGGUAUUGACAAGCGGAUCAUACCACCGAAGACCCCAACUCGUAUGCUUUCACUUCGUUCUCGAGUAGCCCGGCAACAGCAAGAAGUCGAGGCGACUUACAGCGAAGUUUUCGACCCUCAGAUGGAAAUGAUGCUCCACCCACGGCCAUGGGCCAAUCAAAGGCAUUCCGGCGCAUCUUCUUUCUCAUCCUUCUAUAUGGAUGAAUCUGCACGCUCCUCGACAUAUUCCUUACCAACAUGGGAGCAUGACCGAAGCGGCAUGCGCACACCAGACUCAUCGAUCAGAUACGCAAACUCGGAAGAAGAUGGAUCGCCCCCGCUGGUGACUCGUCCGCCAAGAACACAUUCUCGUACCCAGGAUGGACGUCCCGUGUCACCAUCACCUAGUGCAAAAGGAAAACGGCCUGUGCAUCCUGCUUAUCGCAACUCGGGUAGCAAUUCAGGUAGCAACAACAGCAGUGCGAGGAGCUCGUACUGUGCCCCACAAACAGAUACGAGAAGGGAUUUAUUAGUCGUAAGACAGAACGUUCCAGGUUACGACAGUGCGAGAAGCAGCACUCGGAUCCGAAGUCAUCUGAGCGAGAUGGAAACUAUUGAAUAUGAUGAUUUCGGUGGGCGUUUGUGA
Messenger RNA from Plenodomus lingam JN3, 1974 nucleotides. The record is from RefSeq and is a predicted model, not a curated record. Lineage: Eukaryota; Fungi; Ascomycota; Dothideomycetes; Pleosporales; Leptosphaeriaceae.